UUGAAACAAGGGAUACCUAUGUACAAACUGCGAGAUCUUAAAGGUGACGCUAUUCAAGGAUUGUUUUAUACCUCAGAACUGCAAAAAGUUAACAAAGAUGAAAACAGUUUAUGGUUUAUUGAGCGGACUUUGAAAAAACGAAAAAGAAAUAACAAACUGCAGUACUUAGUGGAGUGGCAAGGAUUUCCUAAAACAUUUAACAGUUGGGUGGAUGCUGAUGAUAUCAAAGACAUAUCCGCAACGGUAACCUAAUUAUCAUGGAACGGUAUGUGUACAUAAGAAGCGAUGAAAGUAAAGCUUAUUUCUCGGAUAACCAAGUGUAUCGCUUUAAAGUGCAUUUGAAUUCAGUACUGAGUUUGAAUGGAACCUGGAGAGUCGCGCUUACGGAGUUUUAUGCAUCUGAAAACUCAAAAUUGAAAUCGGCAGAUGACGUUUUAUACAUUUACACCGAUUUAUGUAAAGAAAGCAUUGUGCAUGGAGCAGAACAACCGCUGUAACGACGGCUUGAGAAAAAUAAUGAACGAGGUUGGGAUUACAUUUUGGAUACUCCCUACUAUGUACCAGUGAAAAAGACGGAAGCCAGAGAAUUUCUUAUUUAUAUAAAAUCUAGCAGUGACACUUUAGCCACAGAGUUGAAGGAACCUGUAUACCUCACACUUCAUUUUAAACAAUAUCCUUUUUUGUGAAGAAGUAAAGAAAUGACAUUAAACGUUCCCAAUUCUCAAAAGUGGGUGGAUUUCUUUGAUCGCGUUAGUAGUGGAAAUGCAUCUCUCAACCAAUCUGGAGGUGGACGGCGUUUAUCAGUGAUACCAGUGAAUUACUCAAAACCGAUCGACGAUAACACCUACCCUAUAAAAGCGGUCCUACCGGCGGAGCAGACGACAGCGCAAGCCAAGUCUGAGCUUGGAAGACAGGAUAUAAACUCGAGUAGUGUUGUUGACAUGCUUCAGUCAUCCUCAAAAAGUCGACGUCGAGGGAUCAAACGCAAGCGAAGCUCCUCAAGAGGUCAUUCACCAACAAAGCGACGACGUUUAAGUGGUAAAACAAAGAGCGUUCAAAAAAAGAAGAACUCGAAAAAGAGUCAUUAUUCAGACAAAAGACAAAAGGACAUAUUUGAAAUGAAAUAGAAAAUGUCUGUGUUUAAUGAAGAAAAAUUUAAAGAAGGACUCGUUUCCGAACUGGCUUUGUUCGAUCUUCCCAGUACACAGACAAGUGUGACCAACAUCUACGAUGAGGAAAUUCGGCCAAUGUCGCAGACUUCUAGCGACGGUCCUUUUGAGUUCAGAAUUAGUGGUCAGAAUUCCAUGGAUUAUUUGGAUUUGAAAAAUUCGCGGCUGUUCGUGAAGGCGAAAAUCACCAAAGCGGAUGGUACCGCCAUAGGGGAUAAGUCGGCCAAUAAGGUCGGCCCCACAAAUCUGUUUCUACAAGCGUUGUUUUCCACUGUGGAAGUCACCCUUCAAAACAAAGCCACCAUCACGUGUAACUACAAUCCGUACAGAGCCUACAUUCCUACAAUCCUGAAAUAUGGACCAGACGCUAACAAUCAGCUGACUACACAGCUGUUCCAGAUGGAUGAUGCCGAUGCUCCAGACGUCACCGAUCCUAACGGUACUAACGAUGGACUCUUUGUGAGGAAUAAACUAGUGGCUGAUAGCAAGUCCGUCGAUAUGCAGGGGCCCAUUUUCCACGAUUUGUUCGAUAUGGACAGGUAUUUGCUGAAUGAAGUGGACGUGAAAGUCAAGCUGUACAGGAGUUCCAUCGAUUUCUGUUUAAUGGUUGGAGAUGCCGUGCCUUAUCGUUUGGUCAUUGAGGACAUUUACAUUCUUACACGAAAAAUUCGUGUGAACCCGGCUGUUAUAUAUGGUCAUUCCAAGAUUUUGGAAAAACAGAAUGCUCUGUACCCUUACAAUAAAACGGAGGUCAAGUCUGUCAGUAUUGCAACGGGCUCCACCACUUUCAGUUGGGAUAACAUGUAUCAGGGCAGACGUCCCAACAAAUUGAUUUUGGGUUUUGUCAAGAGUAAAGCUGUGAGUGGAGAUAUUAAAACCAAUCCCUUCAACUUUGAGAAUUGCAGCAUUCAGCAAAUCGCGGUGUAUUGUGACGGUCUCGCUGUUGAAAGCAACCCGCUUAAGUUGGACUUCUCCUCUACUGGUGGUACCUCGACCAUACGCCCUUACACCGACUUACUGAUGUCUGCAGGAAAAUGGAGACAGGAUGAAGGCAGUCAUUUAGACAGAGCUCACUAUAUCAGCGGUUCUACCUUGUUUGUUUUUGAACUUGAACCAGAUUUUUCACACCACGGCGAGUAUUUGUCUCUGGCUAAAACUGGGAACGUACGAUUAGAUGUCGUGUUCAAGGAUCCCUUGACAGAGCCCAUGAGCUGUAUCGUUUACAGUCAAGGUCCAGGAUAUUUCGAAGUGAACAAGGAGCGUGAUAUUAUACUGUCAUAAUGGACACCUCCCAGCUAACAUGUAUGAUUGACUGUGACCCUGUGUUAAAACACCGCGUGAUUGGUGUAUUUGCCGCUGACAAACUACCACAGAGUUUGCCAAACACCAGUUUUGGGUUUAUAUCCAACACUUUAGGUACGAGCACCAUCGCGCGAGCCAUAUUGUUCACAGUUCCUCCUCUAUGACCCGAAUAAAAGGUAGAAUGUAGUUGUGAUACUUUAAUAGUAAUUCUUUUCUCUUUUUUAAGGCAAUUCCUUUGCUAAUAAACUGACGAAUUACAAAUUUUCUUUUGCUUAAUCGCCGUUUCUCGAUAUCUCCCAAUGCGAUGUAGCCAUGCAUAAUGUUGUAUACAAUUUGCACAAUAGCCCUUAGCUGUGAGGAGUGUAUGCUAUUUAGUAAAACCUUUUUUUGUUUGUUGGAUGAAUGCAAAAGCAACAAUAAAUAGUAUUUUUCCCUUUUCACUAAUGAAUCCAUACUGAUUAUUUUUCGGGUUGAAACACUGUCAUUAACUGACCAGGUAAAACGUUCGUUCUUAGUUUAUAUUCAGGAUUGGAGUGAGGCGACAAAUCAAUCAGCAGGUAUCCGUAUUUUUCGGCAGUAGCUUUUUUGUAAGCAUCCAUAAAAUAUUUUACAUUACCCGGAAAAAAUUGUCUACCUAAGGUUUGAAUUUGCAUUUCAUCUCGACCAUUUUUAAACAGGAAAAAAUAGUGCGUGUUUAGACUUAUUGUACGAAACUCUCGUCCAGGGCAAAACGCAUUUUGACAAAUGAGAAGACAAAAGUACUUUAAAUGGUGGGUGUAUUUACAAUAAAUGUCAACCACAUCUUUACUUUUGGCGCAUUCGCUCAUCAUAUCGUCCAGGAUCAAGAUUUUUUCAUUGGGGUACUCCAUAUUCCAAGUUUCCAGUUCAGUUUUGGAAGGCAGUCCUUCAAAAAAAUGUCAUGUGCGGAAUAGCUUUCUUCAUUUCUGCGAAAAGAGGCUGAUCUACGCCAUAACAAUAGUAAAUGGCUUGGAUUGGUUUGGUGAAAGCUCCAUUGGCAUGUUUUAACAGUUGAAAGACGAAUGUACUCUUUCCCACAUUACUGGGUCCUAAAAUAAUCAAUACCAAUAAUAUUAUCAGUGUAUCAACGUGUGUUGUCUAAUUUUUUUUUAUUCAAACAAAAACAUUAUGUAAAAUAUAUAUUUUUGUGUUUCAUCUUAUAUUACGAUAAAACAAAAAUUCAAUAUUUUAGUAAUGUCGCUGUUUACUAAAAAAUAACUCUAACCUAUGACUUGCGCUGUCGAGUCGACUUCUAAUUUGACCAAACUUUCCAUAAUGGUGACUUACGAAUGAAUGAUUUUUAAACCAUACAUGACACCUUAUAUUAGAUCUCAAAAUAUUCAAUUAAAUAACGCAAUAGUUUUUUAAAUAAUUGUAUUGAUUACAUUACCAUCACCAACGUCAUACAAAUAUCUGAUUAUAUAUAUAUAAUACAAUAAUAAUAUAAUUUUUAUACAUAUACUAAAACACCCACAUAAUGAAUAGAAUUACAAAAACCAACUUACAACAGCAAAGAUAAAUAUGAUAAAGUACAAACAAAAUCAAUUUAAUUUUAAUCUUCUGUCUAGCACUACGACAUUUAUAGUCAUUUGUAAUAUCUUUAAUUUCCACGUCUCUGAUUUGUGAUAGCACUCUGAAUAAACUUUCCUUUCGAAACAUUGUUUUUCAUCUGGGAGAAUGUCUAAGGUGGAUAUUGCCGUUUCCCAUUCACGCAAUACGUUUUCUUUUUCUAUCAUGCAAAGAAUGUCGUCUAAGUACAUUUCCAGUUGUUGUUUCUUGGUAAGAACAAGACAAUCGUGCUUUAAUUGAGAUAAACAGGCAUUUUGACAACCGAAACAUUUUAUUCUAAACAUACAAUGCAUUUUGGAAGCGAUUUCCCUAGCAUAAAUAUAAUUAAAAAAAGACUCCAGUAAUAAUUCAUUGCUCAUCGUUCAUGUCACUGUAAAGGAACUAUAAUAUCAAAUGUCAAAAUUCACAGAUGAAAAUGCUCCAUAACUUCACGUUUUAUCAACACUUAAUUGUUUCAUUCCAACUCCGGUAAGUUUCAUGUAAUGACAUUCGCUAGAAUGUUUUUCGUGUUCCACUGCCGGUAUAUCACUAACGUCCCAUUCACUAAUUUUUACUCCGCAAGCAAAACACUCCACAGUGUCACCCUUUUCAGUGUAAAUGAAUCCCGCUCUUGCCAACUCGAAUUUAUCCUGCUUUAUUUGUUUUGGCCAAAGUAGAAAGGUGGCUAAGCGAGUCUCAUAUUUAGCAUAAUUGUUAUAUUUAACAGCACAUCCAAAAAGUACAGUUUCUUUCAUCGCAUUCAUUUUCAGAUACUCUAUUUCAUUGAUUUCUGAGUAGAGCAGUUGCAACGAUACUGGGCAAAAGGCAUUUGAUUACAGUCCGAAAUGGAAUAGGGACAUUGCCCGAUACCAUUCAAUACUUCAAUGGGCGAUCCUUUAUCAUCGUUUACCGAUGAAGUGUGUUGAGCUAUUGAAUUUGAGUCAGCGCUCUCCUCGACUAACCCUAAUUCAAAAUCCCAAUACGUGUUACACUCGGGUAAACCCAAUACAUUUUGGGUAGGUUCUUCCAUCACAUUCCACUCGAUAUUCUCGUUUGUUGACAGUGCCUUUGACGUUAACGUCUCUUGUGGAAUUUCUACAAUGUUAGUCCUUUGCUCGUUUGAUGAGGGUUCUACGGAUUGCAAUGCCUCAAGCUCGCUGUAUGAUGCAUUUUCAGUGACAGUCGCUAUCAUAUUCCCCUGGAUAAUACAUCGUGUAGAUUCAGAAGUAUUUUUAUGUGUUUUCCUUUUAUCAUCUGAAUGUUUGGCGCGCUUUUUUGUGGUAGACGGCUUCUUGCGUGUAUCACCAUUUUCAAAAUGUUUCUUAGUAAAGUGCGACCUGCUUCGUAUGUGUCGUGACACGUAAAAUUCCGUCAUCCAGGCAUUGCAUGGAGCACAAAAAAUUCUCUUAUGAUUAUCCUUGACCACUUUCAUCUCACGAUUAUCUUUGACUACUUCCAUAAUGCAUAAGUUUUGAUCACGAAAUAAAAUGUCAAGGGAUACAGCUUUUUUAACAAAUGCAGCUUUAGCUUAUAGAUACGCCUCCUAGAGCAUCCUUGGAUAUGAUUGGUUUAUAUGCCAUGUAUCAUUACAUACUCUCGUAGCAUACUAGAGGUUCAUGUACGUCAUUACCGCAUACCAUACAAUUUCUUUUUACAAUGACCUUAUUUGGUAAGCGUAAUUCUACUAAACAGGUAGUUUUGUUUUUUCUUACAUAUAAUACAAAAUCGCAUGUUAUUGUCUAUGUAAAAAGACAUUACUGUUCACGAUAAAAAGGAAAACUUUUUUCAAAUACUUCUUGAUCAAUACAAGUUAAACAUUUUUGAAACCAACUGACAUCUUUGAAUCUGGAGGAUAAAAGUCCAUCAAGUUUUCAAGUUUUACUAGAAAUAAACAGUCCUCACAAAUAAAAAUUCCAUUAUGACAUUUGAACUGGUGUAGACCAAUUGUACAAUACAUUUUUAUGAACUGCUAUCACAUUCAGAGACGGUACGCCACGUUAUUUCGUUCAACGAAUAUUCGUGAAAACACCAUCCGCGUUGAGCAGAUAACAAAGACACUUCUCUAAUGAUUGCAGAACAAUCUUCUUUAUCUUUCAAAGAAAACAGCAUAAUACCUUUUGCCGGAUAAAGAAAAGAAAUGCUUUCAAAAUGAAUCAUAUGAUCAGUUAAAUAACGUCGUAAUUUUUGGUGACAAUUACUAUCUGAAGUAAGUAAAUAUCUUAUGGGACAUACCGAGCUAUCGAAAAUAUCACACAUGUAUGUUUGUGUUUAUAAUAAUUUUAGGAGUCUAAAGGAGCGUUCACUAUUUCUCUAUAAUGUCUACGACCAUGCUGCACAUUUCUCAUUGGUAAGUAUAAAAUAGAGUCAGCGAGUCCUUGAUCAUUUACAAGUUCAAUGCAUGUAACUACAGUUAUAAAAUAUAAUCGACACUGAACACAACGACACAGUUUAACAGAUUGUCUAGCCAGAGAGAUAUAAGCGGAUUGUUUCAAAAGAUUGACUCGCUCGUUUCCACACCUCGGGCACUCAUCCAUGCUUGUUCACCUAAUACGGUUUAGGACGCUGCUGUCCUGCUCCCAUCUUGUUGUACUUUGUUGCACCGUUAGCGACUCCACUGUUAGCGGCUACUUUGUUAGCGGCUACACUGUUAGCGACUUCCUAAAAACAACAACAUAACUAUAAACAUUCUUAAUACACACUAUGUCAAGACAAGUUCUUUAUAAACAAAUUGUAACACCAUCCAUGCAAAAUUGAAACCUGGAUAUAUGUAAAUAUAUAUUUAAAAAAAAUAAAGUAAAUCUAUAUAUAUGACAAAAUAUAUCUAUAGAGAGAGAAAGAGAGAUUUCUAUAACAUUCUUACCAAUUUUUGUUCCACCUCUUCGGUCUGUUGAACCAUGAACGUCUCCUCUAGUGUGUUAAUGGCAUCUCGUAGAGCGAGCAUCUCUUUCCACUGAAGCCAUACGUACUUGGAGCGUUCUUUUAUUAACUGUCCGUUUUCAAACGCAUUGUCAUUAAUAUACACGUUCAAGUAUCCUCCGCUUGGCUUUACAGUGAUAUAUCCAAUACUUAAUCUCAUCGAUGUGUCCAUAAUUUUUACUUAAAAUUACAACGAGUUGCUUCAAGUUUUUAAGCGAAUAUGUCGACGAAAUAUUGACGAAAUGUAAGAACACCUCUUGCAUGUGUAGUGUUUUUGAAAAAAAAACUGUGGAUCUUUAUAUACAUUUCAAGGUAAGAAAAAACACGCCCAUCCACAAAGGAGGUAGACCAAUCAAAAAUCCACCAAUAGCAUCAUAUAAUUGAUAAAGAAUUUAAAAAAGAAGACUUUUUUUCUUUUGAAUCUUGACUCGAUCGUUAUUUAAAAAAACACAUUCUUUCACACGAACAACAUAACACCUGUUGUUAUUACGAAAUAAGUUAAUUUAAAAGCAUUCAGUGAUACCAUCUAAACGUAAAUUUUAAUUAAAACAUAGCGCCAACAAGUCUACACCUGAAGCUCGCUUAUUUUUAAAAAUUAUCACAUUUUUCAUAGUAAUAAGAAAACGCCUGUUAUUAAUAUAAUUUAAUUAAAAAUAUUCAGUGAUACCAUCUAAAAGUACACUUUUAAUUUUUUAAAGCACAGUUGUGGAAGAAACAUGUUUAGAUGCUGUUUCAGUGAACGUAAGAACUGAAGUCGAAGGUCAGAUGCCGGCGGAAGUUUAUGUAUCUGAAACAGCUGAAGCCGGAGGUCUGGUUUCGACGGAAGCUGAUGUAGAAUCAGCAGUCAGUCAAGGAACUAGAUCCAAAACAAAGAUAACUUGAAAUUCAAGUUAUCUUUGUUUUGGAUCUAAAAUACUUGAACUUUUUUUUAACUUUAUUCUUUAUUUCCUCCAAAUUUUGAAGAGUUACAAAAAGUACAAAACAUACAUAAUAUAUUACACAAAAUAGACAUGCAUAGAAUAUACAAUAAAUAAAAACAAACAUAUUUAAAGGACAGAACACAUUGUUAUACAUGUUGUAGGGCACUAUCAAAUUUUCAUAUUUGUUUUAUCAAUUGAAUGUUCGUAGUGAAAUGAAUAAGAUGUUCUUCGGAAGAUGAACAACUAUAGUUAGACUAAUAUGAAAUGUGUCUGAUUUUAAAAUAUUUAUGCGAAAUAAAAGGAAUAGAAAGCUCUUUAGCAAACUAAAUAUUUGGGAUUUAAUUCAAUGUAAAAAGUAACUGACUUUGGACAUUGUGGUCUGUUAAAAGCUAAUAAGAUAGUAGACUGAUAAAGCAUGUGUCUGUAUAGGUGAUUAACUAAUACCAUUUCAUAUCUGUUUAUCAUUUAAUUUACUGUACAUAUCAAAAGUAACUAAUUAUACAACUGUGCUGCCUGUCUCAUUCAUUUAAAAUGCGGCAUAAUACCAUAUAAUUAAUGUAUAUCAUUUUUUCUUAAUGUGUUAUAUAUUUAAGUGUUUUGUGACAUUCACAAGAAAAAUUGAUUGUGUGGUUUUCAUUUUUUUAAAAACAUGGAAAAUGUCAUAUUUAUAAUAUAAAAACACAUUCCUACUGUUAACAGGUUAAAACACCUACAGUUAUUCCAUUUUUAUCUAUUUAUAAUUGACCACUACAUUCCUUUUGUUUUUUUAUAAAACACAUUCCUACUGUCAACUGGUUAAAACACUUACUGCUAUUCCAUUUUUUAUCUCGAUCCCAUCUGACCUUUCUACCAGAUGGACGGUAAAAUCAUCCGCCACCAGUACUGCUGGCUCUGAAUUUCCAGUCUGCAAAAAACACACAAGCCUGUGUAAAUGUGCACUUAAAAUACUUUUUAUAACAAACCAAGUUUUUGAUGUGUACUUAAAUAUAAAACCAUUGGAGUUUUUUUGUAUUAUUUUUGUUCUUGUUUAAGUUGUGUUUAUAAGGUUGUCUCAUUUCAUAUGCAUACUGUUUAGAAUGACAGUUUUUUAUAUUAUCAUACUGUCAUGUGAGUUAUUUGCUGUUGUUAUACCCAUAUACAAUUCAUGUGUUAAACAUCA
Molecule: messenger RNA, 9032 nt
Organism: Mya arenaria
Lineage: Eukaryota; Metazoa; Mollusca; Bivalvia; Myida; Myidae
Exons: 2
Coding region: 1131-2450 (439 amino acids)
Biological process (GO): deoxyribonucleotide biosynthetic process
Cellular component (GO): cytosol
Molecular function (GO): ribonucleoside-diphosphate reductase activity, thioredoxin disulfide as acceptor
Source: RefSeq, a predicted model, not a curated record